Messenger RNA from Drosophila hydei, 1890 nucleotides. RefSeq names its product estradiol 17-beta-dehydrogenase 11. Bases 658 to 1875 code for a protein of 405 amino acids. The record is from RefSeq and is a predicted model, not a curated record. Gene Ontology annotation, molecular function: oxidoreductase activity, acting on the CH-OH group of donors, NAD or NADP as acceptor. Gene Ontology annotation, cellular component: lipid droplet. Lineage: Eukaryota; Metazoa; Arthropoda; Insecta; Diptera; Drosophilidae. The transcript has 8 exons.
AGUUGAGCUUUUAUUAAAUUACACAAACUAAAGCGAGCUAUGGUAAUUACCGUAAAGCGUCAAAAGAACGCAGUUGCUACUCGAAGCUCGACGUGAAACUUUUGCUUUUUAGCGAGAUAAAAACAAAACAAAACAACAAAACAACAGCUGUUGCUGAAGCUUCGUGACGUCACACGGCUAAGCUUCAGGCAGAGGCUGAGCAAACGGCAAACGGCAACGGCAACGGCAACGACAACGACAACGUCGACAGCGGCUGCGACAGCGACGUUAACGGCGAUAUCCAAUAGCGCCCCAAAAUAAGAAGUCGAAAUUCAUUCCUUUCGUUCAAAUUCGUUUGCUACGCUCACGAGAGCGGACGUGCAGCGCGGAAAAUCAGAUUCAAAAGCAAAAAUACAAAACAAAACCGAAAAAUAUAAAAUAAACGCAAAAACAUAAUAAAGACAAAACGUAAAGCAAGCAACAACAGAAAAUUUCGUAGUCUCGCCUUGUUGUUGCUAUUUGUUAUUGCCAUUGUUAUUGUUAUUGUCUUGCUUACCUGUGUUUCGUUUGCAUCAAAUAAUAACCGUUACGAAAAUAAAUUAAAUGUGAUCAGAUUUUUAACAGAAAAUAAUUUACCAAAAACAUAAAGAACAAGUGCAACAAAAUUCGUGUCGCAAAAUGGUGAAGAACAAUAACAAUCUGGAGGCGGAUACUUUACCGUUAACCAACGGACAUGCUCUGCAAAAUGGCAAUGGUGCGACAGUGGGUGUGGCUGAGCCGCCCAGCUGGAGCCAAAGAAUAUGGAAUACCUGGAAUGCGUACGCAGAUGUCAUGUGGUUCAUCAUCUGCAGCAUAGGAUACAUACUUCAGGACCUUUAUUACAUCGCCUUCGGCUAUCCCGAAAAGGAACUCAACACGGACGUUGCAUUAAUCACAGGUGGCGGCAAUGGACUCGGUCGUCAACUCGCCGAAAGACUGGGCAAAAUGGGCACCAAAAUUGUCAUUUGGGACAUUAAUCAAAAGGGCAUUGCGGAGACCGUUGAGAUCGUACAAGAGGCGGGCGGCUACUGCAAGGGCUAUGUGGUGGAUAUAUCAAAGAAAGAGGAGGUCUACAAAGCGGCCGAUGUCAUCAGAGAAGAAGUCGGCGAUAUUACCUUGCUGAUCAACAAUGCUGGAGUUGUGUCUGGGCUGCAUCUGUUGGAUACGCCGGACCAUUUGAUCGAGCGUUCGUUCAAUGUGAAUGUUAUGGCACACUUUUGGACCACAAAAGCGUUUCUGCCCAAAAUGAUCGAGAAGGAACGUGGACACAUCGUGACGAUCGCCUCGCUGGCUGGCCAUGUUGGCAUUAGCAAAUUGGUCGAUUACUGUGCCAGCAAAUUUGCAGCGGUUGGCUUCGAUGAGGCGCUGCGUCUGGAGCUGGAAGUCCUCGGACAUACGAACAUACAAACCACCUGCAUUUGCCCGUUCUUCAUACAGGCAACGGGCAUGUUUGACGAUGUGAAUGCCAGAUGGGUGCCCACAUUGAAUCCCAACGAUGUGGCCGAUCGCAUCAUCUUGGCCAUUAAGAAGAACGAGAAGCUUGCCGUCAUUCCCAGUUUCCUCAAGUUCUUGCUGUCCUUCAAGUGGACCUUCCCUUGGGGUUGUGUGGGCGGCUUGUUGCGUCGCCUGGUGCCCGAUGCCUCGCCGCAUGGCGUGCCCAGCUCCAGCAACACGAGCAACAGCAACUGCCAGAACAACAGCCAUGGCAAGCUGAAUGCCAACAUCAUAUCCUCAUCCACUGCCGCGGACAUGGCUGCCCUCGAUGCUCAGUUGAGCAGCGCCAGUGCCACGCUGCCAGCGAAAUCACCCUCGAUGCUCAUCCAGCGGACUCCUUCAUUAGGGGAGCGUGUGCUCUGAGCAGUGCCUCCGCCG